Messenger RNA from Nylanderia fulva, 1652 nucleotides. RefSeq lists its product as uncharacterized. Gene Ontology annotation, molecular function: chitin binding. NCBI's taxonomy places the organism in Eukaryota, Metazoa, Arthropoda, Insecta, Hymenoptera, Formicidae. The record is from RefSeq and is a predicted model, not a curated record. Gene Ontology annotation, cellular component: extracellular region.
CGAAUCACAGUGAAGGGUUAAUUUCACAUACGAUACGAUAUUUCCUUCUCUUCUCAAGUACGAGUAAAGCAAGAGACAGGCGAUGAAGGGAUUAUAUCUAAUCGCCAUCGCCUUUCUGGUCCAGACGGUGAUCGCCGUAAAUGAGAUAAAUGAGACCAGUUUUGUGGCAGCAGACGCAUGUCCGGCGAGAGACACUUACCCGCCGAAAUUGAUAGUUGCAAAGGGUUGCACUCAAUACUACGAAUGCAGCAAGGGCCAAAAAGUCUUGAAAGAUUGUGAGGAGGGCUUACACUUUAGUCAAACAUGGAAUGGCUGCGUUAAGCCCGCGAUAUCGGAUUGCGACGAUGAUAAUGAUGAUGACGACGACGAUGAAUGCGAUGAUGAUAUCUUAUAUCCACACGAGUGCAAAUGCUAUAAAUUCUAUGAAUGUAAAAAUAAUCGAAAGAUUCUGCACGAAUGUAAGUCAGGACACUAUUUUGACGAAAACGAGCAACGUUGUGUUCCAGGAAAGAAUUGCAAGCCAAACCCAAAACCCGAGUGCAAACCCGACGGCAAAUAUUUCCCUCACGAAUGCAAAUGCACUAAGUACUACGUAUGCAAAAACGGUCGGAAGGUCCUGCGCGAAUGUAAGAAAGGGUAUCACUUUGAUAAAUACUCGUCGAAGUGCAAAAAAGGUGCUUGUUGUCCGCCGUCGGUUUGUACUGACGGAGAAAAGAAGAAGCACGAAUGUUCCUGCGCGAACUACUACAGAUGCAAAAAUAACGAGUGGGUCCUUAAGAAUUGUACGAAAAAUCAAAAUUUCGAUCCUGACCUUCAGACAUGUACGGCUAAAGAAGUUCCUGGUUGCAAACCACCACCACUAAAACCUGGCGCCUGUUCAGAAGAUGAUUCUACGAAAUGGUCUCACGAGUGCGACUGUAGAUUGUAUUAUAAAUGUAAAAAUAAAAAGAAGACAAUACAGGAAUGUGAUUGGGGAAAAUAUUUCGAUGAUGAAAAUGAGAUAUGCAAAAUAGCGUCAACAGUUAAAUGUGAAAACGAUUGGGACAAUUGGGUAUAAAUAACCAUCAAUUUCGGAGAGUAAAAAGAGAAGCUGAAAAUAUAACGAGUACGAAGAGCAAAUUACAAUGCCUGUUAGAAAUAUGUUACUAUUGUAAUUGUAGGAGUAGAUUAUUUUGCUAUAAAAUUUUAACAAAUCUAUAUAUAUAUAUACAUAUGAGAUACAAUCGUAUCUCAUAUGUAUAUGAAUUGAAAGUGAUAAUUUGUUAAGGAUCGACGAUCCUUUGAUCCCAAAUUAUGUACACAAAUUAUCACUUUCAAUUCAUAUACAUAUGAGAUUUAUGUAAGGAUAAAAAGAUUUUCACUUGAUAAUUUGUAUCACAAAAGAAUGAAAUUAUGUAUACAAAUUUUAAGAGAUUUUAAAUAAAAAAUUUGUCAAUAUCAAGAUUCUUUCUCAAUUAUAUUUUCAAUCAUCACGAACUUGUCAUUUCGCUUUUAAAUAAAUAUGUCAGCUUUUACGAUCAUUUCACAAUGCAUAAAAAAACAUUCCGAUUCCGGUAAUAAAAUGACAAAACUUUAUCAAGAGAAAAGUCUCGUUAUUCAUCAGCCAUACAAAAAAAGAUAUAGAAAUAAAGGUCGCAAUAUAAUAAUAUAUA